AUGGCUUUACCCCGAUUUAGUCACUUUCCCCCAAUCAGCAUCAAGGUCACAGUACAGGACAUGUUCACUGGCAUUGAGAAACUUGUUAGUGUGGCUUUCUCUACGUUUGUAGCCAAACCAGUUGGAAAAGAAAAGAUUCAUUUAAAACCAGUCACACUUCUAACUGAACAAGAUCAUGUGGAACAUAAUCUGGCUUCUGAGAGAAGGAAAGUUCGAUUACAACAUGAAGAUACUUUUAAAAACUUGAUGAAGGAAAGUGGCAAGUUUGAUGAUCCCACUUGUGAUGAAGAAGAAGGAACCGUUUCCACGAGGGGCACCUCUGUGCAGAGCAUUGAACUUGUCCUCCCACCCCAUGCAAACCAUCAUGGAAAUACAUUUGGUGGCCAGAUCAUGGCUUGGAUGGAGACAGUGGCUACUAUUUCUGCAAGCCGCCUGUGUCGAGCGCAUCCCCUUCUGAAGUCCGUGGACAUGUUUAAGUUCCGGGGACCAUCUACAGUUGGAGAUCGUCUUGUCUUCAAUGCCAUUGUCAACAAUACAUUUCAGACCUGUGUCGAAGUGGGAGUGCGCGUGGAGGCCUUUGACUGCCAGGAGUGGUCUGGGGGCCGGGGCCGUCAUAUCAACAGUGCGUUUCUCAUUUAUAAUGCUGUCGAUGAUAAGGAAGAACUGAUCACAUUCCCCAGAAUCAAACCGAUGUCAAAGGAUGAUUUUAGACGGUAUCGUGGAGCUCUUGCACGCAAGAGAAUUCGCCUAGGCAGAAAAUACAUUAUUUCCCACAAAGGAGAGGUUCCACUUUGCAUACACUGGGAUACUGGCAACCAGGUAUCCUUGAGUAAUGGCAAUGUGGAGGCUCUCAAAAGCCUGGCGGCCAAAAGUGGUUGGGAGGUUACCAGUGCUGUGGAAAAGAUAAAAAUAUAUACUCUGGAAGAGCACAAUAUUUUAUCUGUUUGUGUUGAAAAGCAUGUGGAAAGACCAGCACACUUGGCUUAUCAUCUCUUGUCUGACUUUACCAAGCGACCUUUGUGGGACCCCCAUUACAUGUCCUGUGAAGUCAUAGACUGGGUAAGUGAAGAUGAUCAGAUAUAUUAUAUCACUUGUCCUGUGGUGAAUGAUGACAAACCCAAAGACUUGGUAGUACUUGUUUCACGAAGAAGGCCUCUCAAAGAUGGUCACACUUACACGGUGGCAGUGAGGUCAGUUAUUCUGCCAUCAGUCCCACCUUCUCCACAGUACAGCAGAAGUGAAAUCAUAAGUGCUGGAUUUCUCAUCCGUGCUAUUGACAGCAGUUCAUGUACCGUAUCUUACUUUAACCAGAUUUCUGCUAGCAUCCUUCCUUACUUUGCUGGAAAUCUUGGUGGCUGGUCAAAAUCCAUUGAAGAGACAGCAGCCUCCUGUAUACAAUUCAUAGAGAACACUACUGAUGAUGGGUUGAUAAGCAUAUUUUAA
Molecule: messenger RNA, 1443 nt
Organism: Aethalodelphis obliquidens (Pacific white-sided dolphin)
Lineage: Eukaryota; Metazoa; Chordata; Mammalia; Artiodactyla; Delphinidae
Gene: ACOT12
Product: acyl-CoA thioesterase 12
Exons: 13
Coding region: 1-1443 (480 amino acids)
Biological process (GO): acetyl-CoA metabolic process
Cellular component (GO): cytoplasm; cytosol
Molecular function (GO): lipid binding; acetyl-CoA hydrolase activity
Source: RefSeq, a predicted model, not a curated record